AGGAGUUCUCAGUUGAGUUGACUUAUCCCUUAGGAUUGGCUUUGACACUGAACCAAAGGAACACAAUGAGAGGGUGUGCAUUGCCGUUAACCAAAUUCGUGCCUCCUCUUCCCCAUGUGGCCAUUGGAAUCAAGUUAAAGCCUUUUACUUUUUCCAUUGAUUCAACUCACUCUCUCAGCUCAACACCAAAACACCCCCUUUUCCUCUCUACCCAUCAUCACUCAAAGUCCAAUGCACACUUCUCAUUUUCUGUUUCUGCCCAACAACAACAACAACAACAAGUAGAAGCCGAUGAAGAAGAGAACUUUCAAGUGCUCACAGCUCUCAAAACUGAUUACAAUGACAUACUCAUAGUGGACACCCCAAAGUCCAGAAUGCUGCUCCUUGAUUCAUCUUAUAGUGUUCACAGCAUUCUUUACAAGGAACAAAAAUGGACUGGUUCUUACUGGGAUGAAUUUGCAAGCUUGCCAGUCAUUGUUCCAAAAGGUCCCAUCGCAAUCUUAGGUUUGGGCGGUGGAACUGCAGCUCACCUGAUGCUUGACUUAUGGCCUUCACUGCAACUUGAUGGCUGGGAGAUUGAUCAAAUUUUGAUCGAUAAAGCAAGAGAUUAUUUUGGCCUAUCUGAUCUGGAAAAGACAACGGACAAUGGUGGUGUUUUAAAUGUUCAUAUUGGUGAUGUCUUCAUUACCUCAGAAGAUUUUCACCAAAGAUAUGCUGGCAUUAUAGUUGACUUGUUCUCUGAUGGAAAAGUUUUGCCUCAGUUGCAAGAGGUUAGUACUUGGUUGGAAUUACAUGAGAGAUUGAUGGCCAAUGGCCGCUUCAUGGUGAAUUGUGGUGGUGUUGGUGGGGGGCCAAGUGCCGUGGAUGGAAGUACUGAUCAAGAAACUUCAAGUGAUGAAUCAUGGUUAUUAAAUCCAGCAUUGCAAGCACUAUCCAAAGCGUUUCCUGGACAAGUAAGUUGGAAGAGAAUGCCAAAGGAAAAUGGUGAAAAUUUUAUGGCACUUACAGGACCUUUGCCUGAUCUGGACUCUUGGUCUGCUAGUGUCCCUUCUCCACUGAGCAAAAGUGUGAAGAACUGGAGAACCUUGUGAGCUGGUUUCUAGGAUUUGAUCUUACCUCUUUACAGCUAAUGUAAAAUAUGUUUUGAAGAGAGAAAUGUGAAACAAUGUUAGUAGUUACUCAAAAUAGUAACUUUCAUUCCCAUGGGAAUCAAGAUAGUCACCUUUUAUCAUGGGAAUGUGAAACAAAGUAGGAGUAAAUAUGAAGAUUUUGUAUUCCUGUGAAUGUUUUUUUUAAAACUUAUACCAAACAUGGAAAUAUAAUAUUUCCAAGCUCACAUUCUCGGGAAA
Messenger RNA from Glycine soja, 1349 nucleotides. Its product is annotated as probable polyamine aminopropyl transferase. Bases 66 to 1091 code for a protein of 341 amino acids. The transcript is spliced from 8 exons. The record is from RefSeq and is a predicted model, not a curated record. Lineage: Eukaryota; Viridiplantae; Streptophyta; Magnoliopsida; Fabales; Fabaceae.